AUGAUUUCCUAUUGCUUGCCAGAGCUAUCUACAGAUUCCUUGAACGCUUCUACAACCAACGAUCCUCAUGAUACCCUUAUAGAAAUUGACGAUAGAACAUCCAAUGAUGUCAAGAAUUUCGACGCGCAUGCAAGCGUGCUCCGAAGUAAGUGCGAAUAUUUCAAGGUCGCAUUAUCAGACAAAUGGGCGACAAAAAUUGAUGAUAAGUAUAAGUUAAAAUUGGACGGUUCAUCCGAUGCCUUUGAAGUAAUCUUAAACGGUAUCUGUAGCGGAAAGAUCGUUUUAAACAAUCCGGAUACGGAUCUUUUGAUGGAAUUGAUGUUGAUAUCUGACAUCCUACUCCUCCACGAGUUUAUCGACAUUUUAAGAUCCGAAUUGGAUGGAAAAAAGGAUAAGAACAAAAAAUGGUGUGAUGAUGAUAUUAUUUCCAAAUUUAAAACCUCUUAUCGAAUUUCACUCCUUCAAGACCUCUAUUCAUAUUGUCAAGAAAUCUUUGUAGAGAGACCGCUGGACGUGAUUUACUUUCCUGAAAUAAAAAUUUUUAAUAAAUUGAUUGAGUGUGGCAUAGAAAACACCCCCGGUUUCGUAAUUUCAAUCGAUAAUACAUUUGAUACGUCUCGAAUCGAUGCAUUAAAAAGGACUAUAAAGAAUGGGUUGCGAUUGAUUCGAUACAACGAAAUAAAGUAUAAGGAGUAUGAGACUUUAAUUCUCAAAUAUGAUCAAAUAUUCCCAACGUCAAGACCCCAAUAUCGAAUCCCACGUCGUAUUAAUUCACCCGUUGAACCAAAGAUCAUUAGUAGUAGACUCGCCGGAUUAAUUGCGACAUGGAUUGACAGAAAGGAUCCCACAGAAGAACCAUAUUAG
Funneliformis geosporum is the source of this 864-nucleotide messenger RNA. NCBI's taxonomy places the organism in Eukaryota, Fungi, Glomeromycota, Glomeromycetes, Glomerales, Glomeraceae. The record is from the annotation of a GenBank genome assembly.